UCAUUUAAAAAACGCUAGAUUUCUCUACAUAAAAUGGCCAACUUCCCCUUUUUCUCAACCCAUUUCUGUCUCCUGUUAAUCACUCUCUUCUUCAAAGCAUCAAAUGCUGGUAAUUAUAAUGUCCUAAGUUUUGGUGCAAAAGGCAAUGAAAGAACAGAUUCAACUGUUCCUUUCCUCAAGGCCUGGGCUUCUGCUUGUAAUUCACCUACGCCUUCUACAAUUUAUGUUCCUAAAGGAAGGUUCUUAAUUAAAGGCAUUGUUUUCAAAGGCCCUUGUAAGAACCAAAUCACGUUUCGAAUCGAUGGCACGGUUGUUGCACCCUCGGAUUAUCGUGCUCUUGGCAAUUCAGAUUCUUGGAUUUUGUUCUCUAAAGUUAACAAAGUUUCUGUGGUUGGUGGAACUCUUGACGGCAAAGGUGCUAGUUAUUGGGCCUGCAAGACGUCUGGAAAGAAUUGUCCUGUUGGAGCACCGUCAAUGACAUUCAAUUGGGCAAACAACAUUGUGAUAAGUGGAUUAACAUCGAUUAAUAGCCGACAAACCCACCUUGUAAUCAAUGGUUGCAACAACGUUGUUGUUCAAAAUGUGAAGGCAAUAGCGCCGGAUCAAAGCCCAAACACUGAUGGAAUUCAUGUUCAAACUUCUAAGGGUGUUACAAUUAUUGGAUGUACACUACAAACAGGAGAUGAUUGCGUAUCAAUUGGUCCAGGAACUUAUAAUUUAUUCAUGACUAAUCUCAAAUGUGGACCAGGCCAUGGCGUAAGCAUUGGAAGCUUAGGGAAGGAGUUAAAGGAAGCUGGAGUACAGAACAUAACCUUAAAGAAUGCAAUAUUUAGCGGAUCAGACAAUGGGAUAAGAAUAAAAACAUGGGCAAGACCAAGCAAAGGCUUCGUUAGGAACAUUGUAUUCGACAACCUUAUCAUGAACAACGUCGAAAAUCCAAUUGUAAUAGAUCAACAUUAUUGCCCCGAUAACAAAGGUUGUCCCCGUCAGAAUUCCGGCGUACAGAUCAGCAAGGUCACGUAUAGAAAUAUUAGAGGAACAUCCGCAACUCUAGAAGCUGUUAGUUUUGAUUGUAGCAUUACUAAUCCAUGCACAGACAUUAAAUUACAAGACAUCAAGCUUCUUUAUAAGAACAAGGCAGCCACCUCAUACUGCAAGAAUGUUCGUGGAUCCAGUACUGGAAUAUUGAUGCCUCGUAGCUGCAUGCUAUAGCAAAGUUGGAUCAGCUAGAUAUCAUUAAUUUAUAAUGGCUUUAAUUAAUAUUCUACUGAUGUUGCAUGUUUUAUUUUCUUUCUUUUUCUUUUCUUCUCUUAAUUUAUAGUGCUUUAUGUAGUGGCUAAUGAUUGCUGAAUAUUUAGGCAAUCAUAAUUGUGAAAGUCAUUACAAGCGAAGAGAAGAUUGUAUAGUUUGGAUUUGCUUCUGUUAGUUACUUGGUUUAGAGGAAAAUUGGGUGAUUAAUGUAGCUGAUAUUGUGAUAUUUUUUUUUUAUUAAAUGACAGAUUAUUGUACCCAUUAUUAA
Messenger RNA from Cucumis melo (muskmelon), 1519 nucleotides. Its product is annotated as polygalacturonase-like. Gene Ontology annotation, molecular function: polygalacturonase activity. The record is from RefSeq and is a predicted model, not a curated record. Gene Ontology annotation, biological process: carbohydrate metabolic process. NCBI's taxonomy places the organism in Eukaryota, Viridiplantae, Streptophyta, Magnoliopsida, Cucurbitales, Cucurbitaceae. The transcript is spliced from 3 exons. The coding region runs from base 34 to 1212 and encodes 392 amino acids.